Messenger RNA from Aureobasidium melanogenum CBS 110374, 2322 nucleotides. RefSeq lists its product as uncharacterized. Lineage: Eukaryota; Fungi; Ascomycota; Dothideomycetes; Dothideales; Saccotheciaceae. The transcript has 3 exons. The record is from RefSeq and is a predicted model, not a curated record. The coding region runs from base 1 to 2322 and encodes 773 amino acids.
AUGGCCGUUUACGGCGCGCGCUACACGAUAGAGCAAUUGAAAGCUCUUCGUGAGUCGCCUCUAGUACGCAAGCCAGACGAACUGCCCUCGAUCGAUGAGUGGAUAGAAGGUACUCAGCAAUCGCAACAAGAGAAUGGCGGUCGCAAGCCACGCAACCAGUCCCAGAGACCCGAAGAGCCUGCUCCAAUGGGCAACUUCUCAUCACAGAGACCAUCAUUACUACAGACUAGACACACAUCACGCUCUGCCCAGCAGCCUGACGAAAUCGUACUUGGUCCACCAAAAACAUCGUUCGCAUCAUCUCGCAACAUCAACAAGCUCGAAGAGCGUGAGCAGGAACAAGAGUCACCUGCUGCCAACCAGCGCUCGCGCUUCUUCCGUGACAGAGAGACUACAAAGACUGGCAACAACAGAGACUGGCGCUCGUCCAAGCAACAGCAAGAAGACGACGAUGCUUUCGCUUCCGAGCCCAGAUUCACACCGCGCCAACCGCGCGAAGGCAAUGGCAAUGGCUUUGGACAGCGCUUCGAUCAGCGCUGGGCCCGCGACAACCUCGACCGUGACCGUGGCGGUGACCGUGAGCGCGAACGUGAACGUGAACGUGAGCGAGAGCGAGAGAGACCUAGUCAGCGCGGUGGCUGGCGAGACAAGGCUCGCAACGAGCGUCAACAGGAUGCUCCUGAGAAGGAGCCAGAAUGGAUGGACGAGCCAUUGGAGAAGGAGAAUAAGAAUCAGAUGCACACACAGGAAGACUUUGAGCAGUGGAAGGAGCGUAUGAAGGCUGCUAACAACGGAUCCGCUGCCGAGACCAAGCCAGACACCUUUGCCGAUGGCGUCGCCACUCCUGUCAAGUCAACGCCGGCACAUUCAAAACCACAAACCCCGAUGGUAGAAGCGCCUGGCUUCGACAAGAGUAUCUUCGGAUCCUGGGGUGAGAGCAAAAGGCUCGAGAGUCCUGUCGACACGCGCGCGAUCAAGGCUCCGGCUGGAGGAAAGGGAAAGUCUUCUCGCUUCGCAGCCAUGUUUACUCCCAAAGAGGAGACUCGACCUGUUGUUGAAGAGGCUGCCACCCCCGCUGCACUAGAGUCAAACGAAGACAAGCAAGGCUUUGCCAGAAUCAUGGCCGGCCUCCGUAGAGGACAAUCACAGUCCGGCGGUGUCGACUCGCCCAUCAAAGAGCAAGAUGGAAGAGGUCCACCUGCUGGUCCGCCGCCUGGCUUUGGCCUCCAACCAUCUCAAGACCCUCUGGCUGCACUGUUCGACAAGGGCCCUUCAUCGCAUCAGUCUCCUCGACCUCAGUCUGGUUUUGCUUCCGACUCUUUCUUACCGCCUCCAUCUCAGUUCAGCCGUCCCACUAGUAACGUCGCCUCCCCUGAUCCAGCAUCUAUGAAACCGAACAACCCUGUUUCGCAUCUACCUCAGCAGAUGCAGAACAUCUUCCUUGACCAAGCUCCUCGCAAUGGCUCAACGCCCGAAAACUUCAACCAACAACACUCACGCAAGCAGAACUCAUUGAACAAGGACUCGGAGUUCUUGCUCAACUUGAUUCAAGCAAAGAACGCCAACAGAGCUCCUCCUCCGGCUCGCAGCCAACACGAGCCUGAACCUUUCCAGCUCUUCCUUGACCAACCACCGAAGACUCAAACUCAGACUAUUGCGCCUAAGCCGCAAGCUCCUCGUCCUACUGAAUCGAUCGAGGAGCAAUUGUUCCGUGGCAACCAAAACAUGGAUCAGGGUCGUCCUCGCGCUCCUCCUGGCUUCAUCGAGGAUCCCUCGAUUGUAUUGCAGCAAGCUCAGCGCAGCUACCCUAACGGUCCUCUUCAGCCGCGCCGCCAGAGCACUGCCCAGCAGAUGCCAAACGCUGGUCCUGGUGCUCCCCAAGACUUUCCUCCUAACUUCCCAUAUAUGACCGGCGGCCCUCCGCCUCCUGGUCCCGGCGACCGCCUCCCUCCUGGUUUCAAUCCCAACAUGCGUCACCCUCCUGGCUUUGCAAACAUGCCCAACAUUUUCCAGCAGCCUAGCUCACAGCCUCCACAGCAAGGCGGAAACAUGCAAGGCCCUCCUCCCGGCUUCCCAUCAGGCAUGGGUAUGCCGCCUCCCGGAUUUGGAGCUCACGGUCCUCCCCCGCCUGGCUUCUUUAACAACCCAAACCACAUCCCCGGCGUGCCCCCUGGCUUCGCUCCUCCGGGCAUGAUGAUGAUGCCUGGCUCUAAUGUCAGAAGCCCCGAUGGUACUCCUGGUAUGCGCAGCCCUCAAGAAGGUCCUGGUAUGGGUAUGCCUAUGCUCCAAGGCAUGGGUGCUGCCUACGGAAACAGGCGCUAG